CCGGAGAAAGAAAAUAUCCUUGGAAACCACAUGUCCAUAACAUUGAUGAAACUCACUAUCUGUAUCGGUAUCAAUUUGAUUGCCUCACUCGUGCAAAGCUUCACUAUCUGACGUGUCACAUCAUUGACCCGAGGUUGUUCGGAAGCAUUUGUUGGGCGACCUUCUUAAAAGAAAUAAGUUUUACAUAAUUUUAAGACCGAAAUUCGCAAUGAAAAAUCAACAGGUGAUCCCUGAUUACGCCGCCAUGGUCAAAACUUCCGGCACCGUUCUUUGUCUGGUCCUUUCCGGAUGGGUUUUGUUCAGAUUGGUCCAAGCCGUUUUCUGGCUGCCGGGACAUUUGGAGAAAACAGGUGGAAAACUUUACGAACGGUUGGAUAAAGGUGCCAAGGUGAAUGUCACAUCCGGGGAUCAGAAGCAGAAAAAGAAGAAGGAUAAGGACUCGGACGAUGACGAGAAAGAUAUCGAUGAUGACGCAUCUAGCAUUGCCGAAGAAGCCAAACAAGACGAGGAUCAAGAGUCCGAAAAUGACGAAACCAGCGGCCUUAUUUCGGAUAGCAAAAAGAAAAAAUAAGUAGCAAAAGUUUUUGGAUUUGUAAAUCGUCUUUUCCGGUACACUGUUUUAUUUUCUUUUGUUAAAUACACAAACAUAUAGUACCUACUUUCUAAAUUGUAUUACGAUGCGAACUUUCGCACUCAGGCUUUCAUCUUUUAACUAGAUUUCACUUCCCUUUUGUGUAUUAUUAGAUUACCGUUUUUUGUUACUUAUUUGUCUGUAUCUACACUACGCGAUAUUUUGUUUUUAUUUUAAGAACAACUUGUGGUCAAUCACAAAUAAGAAAUUAGAACUAAACUCUAUCAACUAACUACAUACUUGUAGGGGUAGUGCUUUAGAAUAGAUAACGUUAUUUUUGUUUCAUUCUCCGAGAGAGAAGAAAAACCCUACAAUACAUAAACUACCUACUAUUUGAACUAAUACGCACAAAACUAAAACGAAGGUAACGAAGGUGGAUUAAACUAUACACACCAUAACUAUGCUCUAAAACCGUCAUAAAUGCCUACUCAAAUCUGAAGCAGGUAGUAGAAUUAGAAGUCGACAUAAAAGAACUAAAUGUGCCUUUCCAAAAAAAAAAAAAAAAUUAAUCGAAAACCAAAUGUUUGAAGAAAAUUUAAAUAAAAAUUCGAAACGUAACUUCUACAGCAACAAAAAACUAUUCGAUCCGAAUUAUAAAUCAUUUUUAUACGUACGAAUGUAUUUGGACUACUCUAA
This is a messenger RNA of Uranotaenia lowii, 1267 nucleotides long. RefSeq lists its product as uncharacterized. The transcript has 2 exons. The coding region runs from base 209 to 571 and encodes 120 amino acids. The record is from RefSeq and is a predicted model, not a curated record. NCBI's taxonomy places the organism in Eukaryota, Metazoa, Arthropoda, Insecta, Diptera, Culicidae.